This is a messenger RNA of Metarhizium robertsii ARSEF 23, 612 nucleotides long. RefSeq lists its product as uncharacterized. The record is from RefSeq and is a predicted model, not a curated record. Bases 1 to 612 code for a protein of 203 amino acids. NCBI's taxonomy places the organism in Eukaryota, Fungi, Ascomycota, Sordariomycetes, Hypocreales, Clavicipitaceae. The transcript is spliced from 3 exons.
AUGAAGUACUCUUUGGCUCUCAUUUCCGCUCUUGCCACCGUCUCUCUCGCGGGACCCGUUGAGACUGAACAGAGCAAGAAGCCUUUUAUCGAUCCCCUCUACAAUGCAUUUGGCUCCAAAUGCUUGGCCGAAAACGCCGAGUUCCCAAGAGACUCGGAAGCCUGCCUAGGCACCCGGGACUACUGCGGCUGGAAGAAGGAGCAUUUUGACAGUCCCAAGUCUUGCAUGGACUCGCGGCAACCACCUCCGUUCAAAGAGCCGGCCUUGGAGGAGAACCAGGCCAACCUUUGCGAGGGCAACCCGACAUUCAAAGGGAACGCAUGGCGGGCAACGAAGGAGCCGUGUCUCGGCACAGUGGCGUAUUGCAAUAAGAAGGCUUAUGAGGGCACAGGCGAGGCUUACGAUAAUCCUGAUGAUUGCAUCACAUUGAGAGUGAAAACACUCACUAAGAAUGUGUCUUUAUUCCAACCACUCCUUGACGAGAUCCGUAAAAUCUCCAACGCAAAGGUGCAACAAGGGCUUAUUGAUGCUAUAGCCAAAUGCAAAACGUUCAGCAGUGGGACGAUGGAGCGGCCAACGGAAGAGAUCGAAUGCCCCAAGGUCUAUUAUUGA